Messenger RNA from Centropristis striata (black sea bass), 1053 nucleotides. Its product is annotated as C-reactive protein-like. The record is from RefSeq and is a predicted model, not a curated record. The coding region runs from base 69 to 749 and encodes 226 amino acids. NCBI's taxonomy places the organism in Eukaryota, Metazoa, Chordata, Actinopteri, Perciformes, Serranidae. The transcript is spliced from 5 exons.
AAGCAGUGACAGUAUAAAAAUUGCCUCCUGUUCACUGUUAAGCACAACAUCCAGGCACAGACUCAAAGAUGGCAUUUUUUCUUCUCCUGGUGAUGUUGGCCACAUGUGCUGCAGUUCCUGAAGAUCUAUCGGAUAAAAUGUUGACUUUCCCACAGGAAACCAAGACAGCUAAUGUAAAACUGACCACGUCAGUCCAGGAUUUCCGUGCUGUAACUGUCUGUCUCAGAUCCAUUACAGACCUUCGCAGAGUCCACACACAUUUCUCUCUGGCGACACCUUCUCAACAAAAUGCCUUUGUGAUAUUCUGGGGGGCGUCAACAAAUUCGUUUUUUGUCCAUGUUGGCCAACCUUUCACAUCAUUUGGAGCAAUGGACUACAAACUGAACGAGUGGCACUCUAUUUGCGCCACAUGGAAUUCUGCGUCUGGUCUGGUGCAGCUGUGGGUAGAUGGAAAGCCCUCAAUUAGGAAAUACAUUGGUGGAUCAAGAAUCAGUAGACCCAGUGUUAUCCUUGGACAGGAGCAGGAUACCUAUGGUGGAGGCUUUGACAUUAAACAGUCUUUCGCUGGCAUGCUGUCUGAUGUCCACAUGUGGGACUACGUCCUUUCACCCCGUGAGAUCCGGCGCUACAUGGAUGGUCGAUACUUCACUCCAGGGAAUGCGAUCAACUGGAGGGCUCUGGAGUACCACAUCAUUGGAAGAGUGCUGAAGGAAGACAAGCAAGUGCCCUGUGUGGUCUCGUCCCACUAAAACAAGAGCAUAAUAAUCCUCCACACAGGGUCUUUUCUUUUGAUUAUGAAAUGCCAACACCCUGUAGACUUGAAUGGUGGCUUGUAGCUUAGUCUUAGGGAAGUUUGGUGACUUUUUUUCAGCUUCAAAUGUGCAACUGCAGUCCUGUCUCAUGUCCGCAUUCUGACUGAAACAUUUAACAAUAAUCAGCACAUCAGUGGAGGGCAGGGGGCCCUGAAAGUUUUGCAUCUCUUGAUAACAGCUCAACAAGCUGUGAUGCAACAUAUUUCUUCUAAUCUGUAUCAUGUUUCAGAGGCUCAAUCCA